Symsagittifera roscoffensis is the source of this 2351-nucleotide messenger RNA. RefSeq lists its product as uncharacterized. The record is from RefSeq and is a predicted model, not a curated record. The transcript has 3 exons. Bases 1617 to 2351 code for a protein of 244 amino acids. Lineage: Eukaryota; Metazoa; Xenacoelomorpha; Acoela; Convolutidae.
UGUACCUAAUUACAAUUAAUGAAAUAGUGUACAUCGAUGCAUGGGCCCAAAUUAAAUUUACUGUUGCAAUAAUUAUGGUUGUUUUUUGGUAAUUUUUUGGAAGUUUUUAGUUAUUUUCACGUUCAACUAUCCAUUUGAAGCACGUAGGUGUAGCCAUGUGCAGGCUCUUUUGAUUCCUUCAGUCUACUCUGUGAUUUUUCUGCUUUUGAUGUUUUUUAUCAUUCUUCGUCUUUUCUUAUCGAGUAAUUUUUAGCUGCUCGAUAAGCAAGGCUGUUGCAAAGGGGUACCAAGUUUUUUCCAUCAAAUACAUUGUUCCCAGGAUUACUAGAAUUAGUGGCCAUCUCAAGUCUGCACUUCCGUUAACUGAAAAAUUAAAUUUUGAACAUAUCUGCUUGUUAAAUGCACGUUUUGUUUGAAAUAUAUUUUUUAUGACGGUUGUAAUUUGCCGACUCCGAUUUCAGUAUAUCAAUUUUUUUAAGUUUUUUUCUUUAUCUGGAUUGAAAGGUUUCGGUUUUUAUCAUAUCGGUUUAGAGGCCUCAUGAUAUUUGUGUUUUAUGUUGGUUGUAAAUUGUUACUUGAUUUGUUCUAUUUCUUGUUACCUCAUUUUUUGUUUUGUUCGAUGUUUUGUAUUGGCUUAGUCGACUCAUAUUUCCUCGUUUGAUAUUCAAUCGAGUUUUCUUUGCGCUUCUGUUUGAGUAACUUAUAAUUCCGAGCUUCAAAUUGUGUGAUAGCUGAAAGGUUUUUUUGGCAAAAUUUUUUUCGGCCCAGCUGGUGUCAGCUUAAGUUUUGUCGGCUUAGUUAUCUUGGUUAAUUUUGAUGCUAAUUAUCUUUGUUUAUUACUUUUGGUGGUUUGUUAAUUUAGUUUCGAAACUAUUUCUACAUGGCAGUUGUCUGAAUUUGCGUGUUUUUUAAAAAUCUUGAUGAACAUAUGCAACUCGAGACAAGUGGUUCUCUUUUUACACUAUCGAGCUAUGACGAGCUUUUUGAUAUCUGUCCUGUUCGAAAUUUUUUUCUUCAAUCCUUCACCUGACCAAUAUGCUCCAGCUGUGAUGACCAUGCGAUCGCUGCAGUCUUUUAGUCCUACCUAUUCUACUGCUAGUUAUCGACUGGUUCCCUUAACAGCAACAGAUCAAGGUACUUAACUGUAGCUAUAACAUCGGCACGCGGAACUCGAUUUAUUAAAAUUUCACUUUUUCAUAACGGUUAAUAUAACGGGCGCAAUAUAAACUAGUUUUUUUCUACUUGCUCAUCAACCGGCGAUCCUUGCUACAAGAAAACAAAAGUAUUCGGUUUCAAUUUAGAGAGCCUUUUAAUGUUUUUGCUUCAUUUUCUACAUAUCUUGGAAAAACAUAUUUGAAAUCAGAUUUAAAUAACAGGCUUGACGUGGUAGUUAAUGACCAGUUGAAGCUAAUUAAAUAUUUCUGAUGUGAAGAAAAGUGUCAACCAAAUAAAGAUUAGAAAUGACUGUUAUCAUUUUCCCUCGUUUAAUCCACUUGAACACUUUCUCUUAAACAUAUCAGAAGUUACUUCUUAAACAUAAAUUUAUUCUCCAUUUUAUCAACGCAUAUACAACUCCUCGAUUAUAGCCUCUCGAAACUUGUCUACUUUUCACUCGCAUGAUGGACUACGAACUAGGAAACAAUGCCAAUUUCGAAUCGUCUGGACUGGAUCUCGAUCAAGCAUUUGGAACAACUCCAGAACCCGAAAGCAAAAAAUUGACACUUGAAAGAACGUUUAAGGAUCUGGACUCUUCUGUUUUAAACGCCAAAGACCCCGGUGAUUGGCAGUUUGAUAUUUUAAGUCCUCUCGAGCAGGGAGUUCUAGAACUUGACCUUGAACACGAACAGGAAAGCGCCCAAUCUGAGCUUAUGGUGGUUCCCGAAGAACAACAAAACUUCAGAAAAACUGGAAAUUGCAGUGAAUGGCUGUUGGAAUCCUUUUCGCGAAUGGAAACAUGGCAUCCAUUUUCAGGGAUAACGUCAUACGAACACAACUCAACUUUUCCUGACAUCAAUUCGGUCCUAUGUAGUGAGAGCUAUAUUGCCAGUCAUGCAUCUGAACAUCACAAUUCACUUGACUGGGAUACUUGGUCGACGUUUACAGAUAAAGACUUCCAGUCUGUAAAUAGUGGUGGCAAUUCCGCAAUCAGCGAAAGCACAGAAGGGGCAGGUCCAGAUCCGAACGUUUUCAUACUGAUGCCCAACUUGCCGUUCUUCAAUCCAGAACUCGUGCGCUUUGUCAGGGGUCCAUUGCCACCUGGAAUGCAAUUAGUCACCAAAGAGUGGAAACUUCUCCCAGCCUCACUCAAAUUUCUUCCUGAUUCAAACUGCUGCAAUAAUAAUGAAUUUUAA